Molecule: messenger RNA, 2304 nt
Organism: Closterium sp. Yama58-4
Lineage: Eukaryota; Viridiplantae; Streptophyta; Zygnematophyceae; Desmidiales; Closteriaceae
Source: the annotation of a GenBank genome assembly
AUGCCGACACACCGGUUGAAGUCGCACCGAGGCAUGGAGCUGUAUCGCCUGCUGCUUCCCAGCCUUGCGUGCCUGUUUGCGCUCAGGGGAGUAGCAUCAGUGCGGUUAUACCCAGGCGAAGUGGACAGCCUCAUGCAGCUGGCGAGCUGGUGGAACAACUUCCAGGGCAGCGACACAUGGCAGCUGCGCUAUGCGGACUGCAUGGCCAUGUAUGGCAUUGCCUGCGACAGAGACGGAUUCGUCACUGACAUAGUGAUACAAGCGGGGAACUUCAAUGCACCAGUACCUGACAUGAUCAGCCAGUUGCAACACCUCACACGCCUGGCACUCCCCUUUUGCCAGCUUACAGGCACCCUUUCGGAAUCCCUCUUCAGCCUCACAUCACUCAUCGUCAUCGAUUUUUCAGGGAAUCUCAUCACAGGCACUAUUCCUGCAUGCUUCAGCUGCCUCACCAACUUGCGCGUACUUGCCCUUGGUGUGAAUCAGCUCUCAGGUCCCAUCGAUCCACUCACCAACUUGCCGCAACUCCAACAGCUUAAUCUGGACCAGAACCUCUUCAACACGUCCAUUCCCUCUGACAUCAGCAAGCUCUCUGCCCUUCAAUUCAUGAACCUUGAGAGGAACUCGAUCUACGGAAGCAUUCCCUCCUCCAUGGGAAACAUGGCGCAGCUCAAGGCGUUGUAUGUACCGUGCAUGCAGUGUCAUGCUCUCACUGUGCCUUGCUUUACGUUUACGUUACUGUACGCGGUGCUACGUUUCAACCAGCUGAGCGGAUCCAUACCCGACUCCUUCAGCUACCUGCACAACCUCAAUCAGAUCAAGUGGGAUAAUAAUCAGCUGACAGGGUCCAUCCCUGAUUGGAUAGGGACUCUCUCUGCGCUCAAGACUCUGGCGGUGACUUACAAUGCUCUGAGCGGAUCAAUUCCAGCCGCUCUCGCAUCACUGCCGCGCCUUAAUGUUCUAUUACUUGGUGCCAACCAUCUCUCGGGAAGCAUACCUGCAGAGCUGGGCGACAUUCUGAGCUUGCAGUACCUGUGGCUGGGGGUUAAUCAGCUGUCUGGAUCCAUCCCGACAGCCAUUGGGAAACUUACCAAGUUGCGGGAACUGGACAUCUUUGGCAACCAGCUAGAAGGGACUCUCCCCAGCACCCUCCAGAGCCUCACCAAGAUGGAAUAUCUUUCGCUGUCAUUCAACCGGCUCUCAGGCCCCGUGGAGCCCAUCGUGCGAGGCAUGAAGAACGUCACUUCAUUGUGGUUCUCUGGGCGCCUGCCCAGCCCUGCAGCAGCAGGCGUGCAGGCAUACAUUGUUGCUGAGAACUUCUUUUCGCACGGGCAGGUCAAGUUCAGCAACUGCUCUGCAGUCACAUGGAUGACGUAUUUAAACUGCCUCACGCCGUACAAUGGCAUCUGCGGCCUUGUGUACCAGCAGAGGUCUGCUGCAGACUGUGCUGCGUUCUGUGGGCUGGGGGUUGGUGCCACUGGGCCUCUGUGUGGGGGCCAUGGCUACUGUUCUCGGAAUACCGUUACUGGAGCAGGGGAGUGUGUGUGCGAUCCCAACUACAUGGUCAGCAGCAGCGACACCAACGCCUGUGUUCCUGGAGCUGCGCGCUCAUCUCUGGCAUCGGCCUUGGCGUACGUCUCCCUUGGGGGCUCUGCCUCGCUGCUUUCCAACGGCUCCAUUCUGCUCACCAGCGGCGCUGCCAGCCAGCAAGGCUCUGCCUUCGCGUCGCCUGCCAUGCGCCUCUUCUACAUUCCUGACAAGCGCUCUCCUUGCGGCACUCAGCUGGGCUUCCUCGUUGCCUUCAGCUUCGCCAUGAUCCCCGGGGAUCAGGGGGCGGGUGGGGAAGGGCUUGCGUUUGUGGUGGCAGCAGCUGCUGCUGGCAAGGGGGCGAGUGUGGGGCUGGGAGGGGUGGGGAAGCGGAGUGUGGCGGUGGAGUUUGACUCGGUGCUGAGUGUGAAGCACAGCGACCCCAACGACAACCACGUGGGCGUCAAUGUGGGCGGCUCACCUGUGUCCCUCGCCUCUGCCACGGCCCCUCUCAUCCUCAACGACGGCCUCACCAAGCACGCCUGGAUCCACUACGACCCCACCAGCGCCGGCACCCUCCGAGUCUUCCUCUCCUCCGACCCCCACCAGCCCCCCACCCCCACCCUCACAGCAAGCGUGUCUCUCUGCUCCGUGCUCAAGCCCACUGCAUCCGACUCUCUCUUCCUCUUCGGCUUCGUCGCCCUCUCAGGCAGCCAACCACAAAGCCAUGCCAUUCUGUGCUGGAGCUUCGUCACAGAUGUUCCCUCUUCUCUGUAG